AUGUCCACCCCAAAUCCCAGCAUCGCCACGAGCAAGUGUAUCCUGGUCACUGGCGCAACGUCAGGCAUUGGCCGUGCUCUGGCACUCAAGUUCAAAGAGUUGCCAUCCAAGCCACAGGUCAUUGCCGUGGGGCGGCGUCAAAACCGACUCGAUGAGCUUGCCGGCCAAGGCUUGGAGACUGUGCAGCUCGAUGUGCAGAGAAGUGCAGAACAGCUGAAGAACGAUCUGGGCAUAAUUGUUGAGCGCUAUCCCGAUCUCGACACGGUCGUUCUGAACGCGGGUAUUCAACAUCAAUUCGACUUCACUCAACCAGAGAGUGUCAACUUGAACAAGGUCGCCGAGGAGCUGAACAUUAACUACACAUCAGUUCUGACAACCGUUCUGGCAUUGAUGCCGCAUUUCCAGAAGCUGGCGGCCCAGGGCAGAGAGUGUUUCUUCGUUGGUAUUUCGUCUGGCCUGAGCAUGGUUCCCGCCGCCUGGGUACCGAACUAUGCAGCAACCAAGGCGGCUGUCCACAGUCUGCUCAUGGCUCUUCGCGCCCAACUGGCGGACAGCAAAAUCCAUGUCGUUGAAGUGAUGCCCCCUCUCGUCGAAUCUGAGUUACACGAUCCGUACGGUACCACUGAAGCACUCUCCAAAACAUGGAUGACCCUGGAGGAGUUCACCAAACUUACGCUCGACGGACUGCUCAAAGGCGAUGACGACGUGCCGGUGGGUAUGUCUGCAGCAGUGUUCCAGAAAUUCGAGGCAGGGAAGAGCCAGAUGGCGAUUCAUUUGAUGAAGAACCACAAGGCGGGAAAAUCUUACUGA
Messenger RNA from Pleurotus ostreatus (oyster mushroom), 810 nucleotides. RefSeq lists its product as uncharacterized. Gene Ontology annotation, molecular function: oxidoreductase activity. Lineage: Eukaryota; Fungi; Basidiomycota; Agaricomycetes; Agaricales; Pleurotaceae. Gene Ontology annotation, cellular component: membrane. The record is from RefSeq and is a predicted model, not a curated record. The transcript has 6 exons. The coding region runs from base 1 to 810 and encodes 269 amino acids.